AGAAUAGCAUGCUAACCAAUUUUCGUUUCCCCCAGAAAAAUGAAGAAAUUUAUAAGAUACAUGAAAUUAAAGCGUCGGCGUUCUUUAGACCAUGAAGAGCACAUGAAAAAAAAGCAGCGUUAUGAAGUGGACUAUAACUUGGAGCCUUUUGCUGGACUUACCCCUGAAUAUAUGGAAAUGAUUAUUCAGUUUGGAUUUGUGACUUUGUUUGUUGCGUCCUUCCCACUGGCACCUUUGUUUGCUUUGUUGAACAACAUAAUUGAAAUCCGUCUAGAUGCAAAAAAAUUUGUCACUGAGCUGAGGAGACCGGUAGCAGUCAGAGCAAAGGAUAUAGGAAUCUGGUAUAAUAUCCUCAGAGGUAUUGGAAAGCUUGCUGUCAUAAUAAAUGCAUUUGUGAUCUCAUUCACAUCCGACUUCAUUCCACGCCUCGUGUACCUGUACAUGUACAGUGAGAAUGGCACCAUGCAUGGCUUCGUGAACCAUACACUAUCCUCUUUUAAUGUCAGCGAUUUUCAAGCAGGAACAGCUCCAAACGACCCCAUGGAUCUUGGCUACGAGGUUCAGAUAUGCAGGUACAAAGACUAUCGGGAACCCCCUUGGUCUGAAAACAAGUACGACAUUUCCAAGGAUUUCUGGGCUGUCCUAGCAGCAAGAUUAGCAUUUGUGAUAGUUUUCCAGAACUUGGUCAUGUUUAUGAGUGACUUUGUUGACUGGAUUAUCCCAGACAUUCCCAAGGACAUUAGUCAGCAGAUUCAUAAAGAAAAAGUUCUCAUGGUGGAGGUCUUCAUGAGAGAAGAGCAAGGGAAGCUGCAAAUGCUAGAAACCUGGAAAGACAAGGACAAGAAAAAAGGUGAAAACUGUAACAAUCACAGCCCCAGACUCUCCAGGAGCCAUAGUGGGAGCUUGUCCUCCUGCCAUUUGUAUCCUCUUGAUGUAUAGAAGAGGGAGUUGAGUAUGUUGGGGCAUUCCACUGACACACAAGCCAUCGCGUAAAGGGCAAGACUCGAGAAACGGACAACCUGGUCCAUGAUGGAGGAUGUGCUGCCAUUUCGCUCCCAUCUUUGUGAGAAAUGUUCUUCUUACAAAUAUGGAGGACCACGUUCUUUUUCUGAUAAUGCUGGGGUUUUUUUUCUUUUGCACAAGCAGUCAUGCAGGGAAUUUUUGUAUUUCAUCGAUAGAUAACACUGUUGACGUUGGUGUG
This is a messenger RNA of Eurypyga helias (sunbittern), 1201 nucleotides long. RefSeq names its product anoctamin-1-like. Gene Ontology annotation, cellular component: plasma membrane. Gene Ontology annotation, molecular function: chloride channel activity. Gene Ontology annotation, biological process: chloride transmembrane transport. NCBI's taxonomy places the organism in Eukaryota, Metazoa, Chordata, Aves, Eurypygiformes, Eurypygidae. The transcript is spliced from 6 exons. The record is from RefSeq and is a predicted model, not a curated record. The coding region runs from base 40 to 939 and encodes 299 amino acids.